AUGCUUGGUCAUCGGAAGGAAGAAUCCAGUUCCUCGACCUUGCACGAAGGUACCGGCUUAGACAGUGCGAUUCAGAAAGAAACACUUUCUGCCAGUCAGCAGCAACUGAUUACCUCUGCGCGAAUCUUGUUGAAGCCGAAGCAGUCUUGCAUCCUGCCCCUCGAUGAGGCUACUUCGACGGUAGCUGUGCAAACAGAAACAACGAUGAUAAAAUUGAUCUGGCAAUUCCGAGACAGCACAGUCAUCGCAGUGGCCCACCGACUGAACACCAUUGUCGACGAUGAAUCGUGUUAG
Molecule: messenger RNA, 294 nt
Organism: Penicillium verrucosum
Lineage: Eukaryota; Fungi; Ascomycota; Eurotiomycetes; Eurotiales; Aspergillaceae
Exons: 2
Coding region: 1-294 (97 amino acids)
Biological process (GO): transmembrane transport
Cellular component (GO): membrane
Molecular function (GO): ATPase-coupled transmembrane transporter activity
Source: RefSeq, a predicted model, not a curated record